This is a messenger RNA of Cryptomeria japonica (Japanese cedar), 3095 nucleotides long. Its product is annotated as protein ALTERED SEED GERMINATION 2. NCBI's taxonomy places the organism in Eukaryota, Viridiplantae, Streptophyta, Pinopsida, Cupressales, Cupressaceae. Gene Ontology annotation, molecular function: protein binding. Gene Ontology annotation, biological process: negative regulation of fatty acid biosynthetic process. The transcript is spliced from 19 exons. Gene Ontology annotation, cellular component: Cul4-RING E3 ubiquitin ligase complex; cytoplasm. Bases 287 to 2572 code for a protein of 761 amino acids. The record is from RefSeq and is a predicted model, not a curated record.
UCCUUUAUCAUCAGUAUUGUGGUUUUAAUCUGUUUUGAGAAAUCAGCGGAAACAAAACAAUAAAAUUGGUCCCGCACACAAGUUUUGUAGUAAUUUCUCACAUCUUCUGUACAAAUCUCGGUCCGGAUACAUUUUCACCAUUAAUUUUUCAGCAUGGCCGAACUUUAAUUUUGUUCUGAAUUUGACGAAUGGUUUUGCUGAGGGAAAUUGGAAGAUUUUGCGGUUCGCCAGGUUAAUACGACUGUGCUCUGGAUUUUAUUUCAAUUUGAGCUUUGAUUGAUACACGAUGAAGCCAUUGAAGUCUCCUGAUGGCAAUAUUUUUAAAAUAUUUGACGGAAGAAGCAUAGAUCCUCUGCAGAUGCCAUAUCCAUAUUCAGAUCAGGAUGCUUACUCUAAAUUGCAGAUGCACUCUUCUCUUAUAGAGCAGCUAGAGUUAGAAAAAGAGUUGGAGGGUCACCAGGGAUGUGUCAAUGCGCUAGCAUGGAAUUCAAAAGGUUCUCUUCUAGUAUCUGGGUCAGAUGAUACAAGGGUUAACAUCUGGAGUUAUGCAAGCAAGAAAUUAUUGCACAGUAUUGAAACUGGCCAUUCAACUAAUAUUUUUUGCUGCAAGUUUGUUCCAGAGACUGGGGAUGAGCUUGUGGUCUCGGGUGCUGGAGAUGCUGAGGUACGUGUUUUUCGCCUGUCUCAAUCAAGUACAUCAGGAUCUUCACAACAGACUGCAGUGUUUCGUUGCCAUUCAAGAAGAGUAAAGAAGAUAGCGGUUGAGGAGGGUAAUCCACAUGUUGUUUGGAGCGCCAGUGAAGAUGGGACAUUAAGGCAACAUGAUUUUCGUGAGAGUGUUCUAUGUCCUGCUGGUGGAUCAACCAAUCAAGAAUGUCGUAAUGUUCUUCUGGACCUUCGUUCUGGAGCAAAGAAAUUUUUGGCUGAUCCACCUAGAAAUAUCCUUGCCUUAAAGUCAUGUGAUAUUAGUACAACUCGCCCACAUCAACUUCUAGUUGGUGGCAGUGAUGCUUUUGCUCGUCUUUAUGAUCGGCGCAUGCUACCUCCACUAAGUUCUUCACGAAAACCAUCAAAACCACCACCUUGUGUGUGUUACUUCUGUCCAGCUCACCUUUCUGAUUAUGGUCGUUCAAGCUUGCAUCUUACCCAUGUUACUUUCAGUCCAAAUGGGGAGGAGAUACUUCUUAGUUAUAGUGGCGAGCAUGUAUAUCUAAUGGAUGUAAAUAAUGGUCAAGACAGCACUGCAAAAUACACAGCUAGUGAUCUUCCAAAAAGAAUGAUUCUGUCUCCUGUUUUGAAUGGAACAAAGGCCACAAUACCAUCACAACCAAUUGAUAUUGUCAAUCCUGGUAGUACAAGAGCCUUAAACUGGCUAAAAGAAUGCAGAGAGCUUCUUCAAGAUGCCCAAAGUGCUUUGGAAGAAGAUGGCAAAUGUCUCUAUGUCAUUGAAGCAACUAGUGAGAUCUUGGAUGCAGGCAGGUUGGAGAUCUAUCCUGCUCUUAAGCAUGAUUGUUUAUGCACACGUGCAGCGGCAUUUUUAAAGAGAUCAUGGAGAAAUGAUUCUCACAUGGCUAUAAGGGAUUGCAACGAAGCUCGUAGCAUCAAUCCUGUUUCUGUCCGAGCGCAUAUAAUUAUGGCAGAUGCUCUUUCACAGCUAGGAAAACAUAAGGAUGCUUUAGAUUAUGCCAUGCGAGCCAACUUCUUAGAUCCAACAGACAGCGAGGUAGCUCGGAAAGUACGUUUUCUCAGAGAACAACUGAUUGCAGCUGAAGAUUCCAAAAAUAAUAAAAAGAAUGAUGGGGAAUCUAAAUUGGAAAAGCGGUCUCAUAGGGUGCGGUCAUUGAGUGAGUUGCUUUUUAGAUCAGAGGCCAGUGAUUCAUCCCAUGAAAUCCGAAGAGCUGAAAGAGAUGAUUCAGAUUAUGAUGAUGAUAUGGAUGUAGAAAUGGAAUUUGAAAUGUCUGUCUCCGGUGAUGAAGAAAGAGAUACAGAGCCAGGGAUUCGACCGGGAAGUUUGAAUUUGAGGGUCCGAAGAAGAGGAGAUUCAGGCAGGGAAAGUAGCCAGAGAAAUAGUGAUUCCAGAUCUCCACCAUCUGGAAUGGAAAAUGAAGAUUUCUCAUCUCAGAUGGAGAUUGCAGUUGAUAUGCGGCAGCGCUAUGUUGGACAUUGCAAUGUGGGAACAGACAUCAAGCAAGCUAGUUUUCUUGGUAGAAAAGGAGAUUUUGUUGCUAGUGGAAGUGAUGAUGGGCGAUGGUUCAUUUGGCAUAAGAGAACAGGGAGGUUGAUGAAAGUGCUAACUGGAGAUGAAAAUGUUGUGAACUGUGUGCAAUGUCAUCCUUUUGACUCCACUAUUGCAACAAGUGGCAUCGAUAGUUCAAUCAAAAUAUGGAAUCCAUGUGCUAAUGUCCCGAUAAUAGACUCAGAGACUGAAGAUCUGUUCAGUAUCAUGGCUGAGAAUCAGCAUAAAAUGCGUCAGCAGCGAGACAUUGGCUUGCCUUUUGAAAUUCUUCAGCGCUUUAGCAUGCACGAUGCUGCAGAAGGGACCGUACAUCCGUUUGAGUGCACACCAAGUUAGCAUUAAGCUAUUUAGUGCGUUACAACUUGUUUGAAAUAUUAUACUUGAAUCAUCAAUAAAUGAUCUUUGAGUAAUGUCCGAAAGUUGUAUCUUGUGCCUAUGUAAAAUUUUGCCUGUUAUGUUGUAUUCAAUGCGCCCAUUUAUGGUUUGUCUUGACUAUCAAUAGCAUAGGCAUAUCAUAUCAAAUAAAGACAAAAAUAUUGCACAAUCCUCAUACGAUGGAUAAAUGCGAUCCAUGACUUAGAGUAAGCAGUAAGAAAGCAUAUUUUUUGUCAUUCAGCUCUAUGAAGUCCUCUACAAUCAUUUUACGAUCGCAAAUUGUUUGGCAUCAAUUGUACAGAGAAAAUUAUUUUUUUUAUUGCAUGUAAACAUCAGAUAUCAGGUCAUGUGUAAAUAUGCACAAAGGGUUUUGACAAAAUUGAUUCCUUGAGCCUGAAUUUGUUCUCAGAGAACUAAUCUGUGUUGCAUCUGAAAUUGAAUUCUAGCAAUUUAUUCAAGUGGACAUUGAUUUGUUGAGCUUCAA